AUGGCGGCAGGCGCAAGAGUUUUGGCAGUUGCAUUUCUUUUGCUGAUCAGCAUUGAGCUAAUUGCCGCUGGAAGAGCUGCCAUCAUGGGUGCCGCAGGGGGAGGUGGUUAUGGGCGGGGUGGUGGGGGAGGGGGAGGAGAAGGUGGCGGGUCGGGAUUUGGAUCCGGUGUUGGUAAUGGAUACGGGCAUGGAUCCGGAUUUGGAUCUGGAUAUGGAUCCGGAAGUGGGGGCGGCGGCGGUGGCGGUGGCGGUGGUGGAGGUGGUGGUGGUGGUGGUGAAGGAGGAGGUGGUGGGUAUGGUCGUGGUGGCGGAUUCGGAUAUGGAUCUGGAUAUGGUAGCGGAUCGGGUGGGGCAGACGGCGGCGGCGGCGGCGGCAGCGGUGGUGGGGGCGGUGGCGGAGGAGGAUCUGGUGAGGGUUAUGGGGGAGGAUCUGGUUACGGGUCUGGUUAUGGAUCCGGGUAUGGGGGUGGGCGAGGCUAG
This is a messenger RNA of Phalaenopsis equestris, 480 nucleotides long. RefSeq names its product glycine-rich cell wall structural protein 2-like. Bases 1 to 480 code for a protein of 159 amino acids. The transcript has a single exon. Lineage: Eukaryota; Viridiplantae; Streptophyta; Magnoliopsida; Asparagales; Orchidaceae. The record is from RefSeq and is a predicted model, not a curated record.